AAUUACUAUCAAGUAAUGAUUUUGCAAUUGGCAAAAUCAGCCGCAGAACCGGAGCUAAAAUAUCAACGAAUUAUGCACAAAGUAAACGAAUAUAUCCACGAGAAAAAGCUUCCAAAUCGGCUUAAGAAUAAGCUUCUUGCUUAUUACGAGUAUCGUUUUCAAGGUAGUUUUUUUAAGGAGAAAGACAUAGCCAACACUCUAUCAAAUCAUUUGUACCAAGAGAUUAUGAUACACAGUAGUCGUGGAUUGUUAGAUACAGCUACGCUCCUUCAUUAUUUGCCGCGCAACGUUAUUGGAAAUUUAAUGGGAAUUUUAAAACCAGUUAUCUAUCUGAAGGACGAUAUUAUUUAUCAAAGUCAAUCCGAAGGCGAGAACAUGUACUUUAUAAUUAGUGGCACCGUCGCCCUCAUCACGUUCAAUGGAAAAGAAAUAUGUCAUGAAAAAGAUGGCGGUUAUUUUGGAGAAGGCGCUUUAAUUUAUCCUGAUCGAAGGCGACUGGAAACAGCAAUGGUGCUUGAGUUUCUUAUUUUAUUUAGAAUUGCAAACAUGGAUGAAUCGAAAUGGAAAGAAAAGUACGAUCUCAUCACCAGAAAUUUGGCUGAGUGGCUUGGUGAUGAGAAACUGAAAAGUAUUUUAAAAGAGAGAGAUCUUAAGCUCUACUGGGGUACUGCCACUACUGGAAAACCUCACAUUGGAUACUUCACACCCAUGUCCAAGAUAGCGGAUUUCUUAAGAGCUGAUGUGGAAGUUACAAUAUUAUUUGCCGAUCUUCACGCUUAUCUGGAUAACAUGAAAGCUCCUUGGAAACUUUUAGAUCUUCGUACCCAAUACUAUGAAGCAGUUAUUAAAGCAAUGUUGAAGUCCAUUGAUGUACCUUUAGAUAAAUUAAAGUUUGUCAAAGGGACUGACUAUCAGUUAACUAAGGAAUAUACACUGGAUGUUUAUCGGUUGACCUCUAUUGUAACUGAGCAUGAUGCAAAAAAAGCAGGAGCUGAAGUAGUCAAACAAGUAGCCAAUCCUUUGCUCUCUGGAUUAUUAUAUCCUGGAUUACAAGCUUUGGAUGAACAAUACCUUAAAGUUGACGCACAAUUUGGUGGUGUAGAUCAAAGAAAAAUUUUCACAUUUUCAGAAAAGUACUUACCAAUGCUUGGAUACGAAAAGUGUAUCCAUUUAAUGAAUCCAAUGAUUCCUGGUUUAGCUGGUUCGAAGAUGUCUUCUUCUGAGGAGGAUUCCAAGAUCGAUCUUUUAGAUAAUGCAGCAACAGUUAAAAAAAAAUUAAAGAAAGCAUUCUGUGAGCCUGGUAAUAUAACUGAUAAUGGCAUUCUGUCAUUUGCAAAGUAUGUGAUAUAUCCUCUAUUUAAAAAAGGGGAAUCAUUCAAUGUACAAAGAACUGCUGAAUUUGGUGGAGAUAUAUCGUUUGAUACGUAUGAGGACUUAGAGAAUGCAUUUGCUAAAGAAGAAAUACAUCCUGGAGACUUGAAGAAUGCGAUUGAAAUUUAUAUCAAUAAACUUUUGGAUCCAAUUAGGAAAGAAUUUGAGGCAAAUCCGAAAUUAAAAUCUUUAGCUAGUAAAGCAUAUCCACCUCCACAGAAACAAAAAGCUACAGAGGAACUAACACCAACCCGAUUGGAUAUCAGAGUUGGAAAAAUAGUCGAAGUAUCAAAGCAUCCAGAUGCCGAUUCACUUUAUGUAGAAAAAAUAGAUGUAGGAGACGAAAAUGGACCUCGUACGAUAGUUAGUGGACUUGUAAACUUUGUACCACUAGAGGAGAUGAAAGACAGAAUGGUGGUUAUUCUUGCAAAUUUGAAACCAGCAAACCUUAGGGGUAUUCAAUCUCAUGGAAUGGUUCUCUGUGCUUCUGUAGAUGAACCUACAAAGCGGGUUGAACCAUUAAGACCUCCAACAAAUAGUAAGCCUGGUGAUAAAAUCACUGUGGAAGGAUACGAGAAUGGAACGCCCGAUGACAUUCUUAAUCCAAAGAAGAAAGUGUGGGAAAAAUUACAACCCGAUCUUGUAGUAAAUGGUAACGGAGAAGCAUCUUGGAGCGGAAACCCCUUGUUCACUGCCAGCGGUGGUAAAAUUACAGCCGACAGCCUCAAAAACGUACCAAUUAAAUAAUUUAUUCCUGGGGUACUUAGGAUUUCCAUUUUUAUUAUUUACUUAUCGAAAAAUAGAUCACGCGUGAUCUGUUGAACAAAUGUGCUUGAUAUUUAAGAUUGCCGGGUUUAUUUUAUUUUAUUGUUAGCAUCAAAUUUUUUGUAUUUUUCAAAUGUGACCUUCACGAGAAUAGAUAGUCACGUCGUUACAAGAAAUUGUA
Nomia melanderi (Alkali bee) is the source of this 2317-nucleotide messenger RNA. It is a transcript of the gene TyrRS, whose product is annotated as Tyrosyl-tRNA synthetase. Gene Ontology annotation, molecular function: tyrosine-tRNA ligase activity; ATP binding; tRNA binding. Gene Ontology annotation, biological process: tyrosyl-tRNA aminoacylation. The record is from RefSeq and is a predicted model, not a curated record. NCBI's taxonomy places the organism in Eukaryota, Metazoa, Arthropoda, Insecta, Hymenoptera, Halictidae.